Molecule: messenger RNA, 477 nt
Organism: Arabis nemorensis
Lineage: Eukaryota; Viridiplantae; Streptophyta; Magnoliopsida; Brassicales; Brassicaceae
Source: the annotation of a GenBank genome assembly
AUGAACAAUCUUAUCAAGAAAAUAUAUGUCCGGGAGAUCCAUGAUUCGGAUCCAGAAGAGGAUGGAUGCCAAAUAAUCCAUCCUCACCGUUGGCACCCAUCGUUCAAUUGCAAUCAUCCACUCAUCAAACUGGUAAGGUCGAUACUACAGUACUGCCUCCAGAUCCGACUCUUCUUUGAAACGGAAAUGGAACUUUCUCCUUCCCAUCUCAAUUCCUUGAACCCGCUCUUCACUCUUCUAGACCGACAGCAAGAAGCUCAUCAAAGCCUUGACCCGGUUCUCCUGGAGAUCUCGGUUCAGUACACGUCCAACCAGAGUUUUCUCGAACCGCUUCAGAAUCUGGAGUUGUCCACCGGUGGGAGUUGCAUGGGCUUGGAUCGUCUCUUCUCCUCAUCCGAAACCACCAAUUUUCCAAAAACGCCAUUGACACCGAGAUUGGAGCACAUAAACUGGCACAAUCUGUGUGAGAAAGAGUAG